Verticillium nonalfalfae is the source of this 5256-nucleotide messenger RNA. RefSeq lists its product as uncharacterized. The transcript has 3 exons. NCBI's taxonomy places the organism in Eukaryota, Fungi, Ascomycota, Sordariomycetes, Glomerellales, Plectosphaerellaceae. Gene Ontology annotation, molecular function: phosphatidate phosphatase activity; nucleic acid binding; ATP binding. Gene Ontology annotation, cellular component: actin cortical patch. The record is from RefSeq and is a predicted model, not a curated record. Bases 1 to 5256 code for a protein of 1751 amino acids.
AUGGCUCCCGCUCAGAAGCGCAAAACCGUCGACGACGACUUUGUUCUCACACUCUCCGACCACGAGGGCGAAAUCUCCGACGAGGAAAAGGCUCCUGUCGCUCCACCUAAGAAGAAGGCAAAGACCACCACCAAGGUCAAGGGCAAGAGCAAGAAGGGAAAGAAGGGCAAGGAAUCGACCCCUGAAGAAGAGGAAGAUGAAGCACGCGAGGGGAUCUGGGGACAGAACGAUUCCGACGAUGGAGCCAUGGAUCCGGAUUUCGAGUACAUCCAGGACGGCGCCCAGGAAUUUGGCGAGGCCGAUUUCGAGGGCUGGGGAUUUGAGGGCGCCAAGCGCAGCAUGAAGCCCAAGAAGAUUGGCCUCGAUCUUGACGACAUCAUUCGCAGGAGGUUAGAGAAGAAGAAGGAAACCAAUGGGGAGGCGGCCGAGGCGGAGGCACCGGCUGAGGACGCCAAUGAUAUGGAACUGGACCUCGAGGACGACGAGGACGGCGUUCUUGCCGAUGAUGCGUUCGGCAUGGGCGCUGAUUCUGAAGACGAGGGCUCCGAGGCUGAGGAUGAGGACGAAGACGGCGCAGAAGACGGCGACGAUGCAGCCUCUGACAACGACUCGAUCGCAACACCUGUGGACCACCCAGACGACGUCGAGUCGGACUUGAGUGACGACGAGGAUCCUGAGGAGAAGGCGAAGCGCGAUGCAUUCUUUGCGCCAGAAGAAGUGGCCAAGCCUGGCAAGAAGGCCGCCGCCAAUUCGUUCCAGGGCAUGUCGCUCUCGCGACCCAUCCUCCGCGGUUUGGCAGGCGUGUCGUUCACCAAGCCAACGCCAAUUCAGCAAAAGACCAUUCCCAUUGCUCUCAUGGGCAAGGAUCUUGUCGGUGGCGCCGUGACCGGUUCCGGAAAGACGGCCGCCUUCGUGGUGCCUAUUUUGGAGCGUCUUCUCUACCGACCGAAAAAGGUCCCCACCAGCCGCGUUGUCAUCCUCACGCCUACUCGUGAAUUGGCCAUCCAGUGUCACUCGGUCGCCACGAAAUUGGCCGCCUACACAGAUAUCAAGUUCACCCUCGCCGUCGGUGGUUUGAGUCUGAAGAUGCAGGAAGCCGAGCUUCGCCUGCGUCCCGACGUCAUCAUCGCCACACCUGGUCGUUUCAUCGAUCACAUGCGCAACUCGGCAAGCUUCGCCGUCGACGCCGUCGAGAUUCUGGUUCUCGACGAAGCCGAUCGUAUGCUCGAGGACGGUUUCGCCGACGAACUGAACGAGAUUCUGACGAGCAUGCCCAAGUCUCGCCAGACGAUGCUCUUCUCCGCCACCAUGACGUCUUCGGUCGACAGGCUCAUCCGUGUCGGCAUGAACACGCCGGCGAGGGUCAUGGUGGACUCGCAGAAGAAGACGGUCACGACACUGACCCAAGAGUUCAUCAGGUUGCGACCCGGCCGCGAGAGCAAGCGCAUGGGCUACCUUCUCUUCAUCUGCAAGACGCUGUACACGGAGCGCGUCAUCAUUUUCUUCCGCCAGAAGAAGGACGCGCACCGCGCGCGCAUCAUUUUCGGUCUGCUCGGCUUGUCUUGCGCGGAACUCCACGGCAGCAUGAACCAGACACAGCGUAUUCAAAGUGUUGAAGACUUUAGGGAUGGCAAGGUUUCUUACCUGUUGGCCACGGAUCUUGCGUCGCGUGGUCUCGAUAUCAAGGGCAUCGACACGGUCAUCAACUACGAGGCACCGCAAAAGCUCGAAAUCUAUGUGCACAGAGUCGGUCGUACCGCCCGUGCCGGCCGCGCAGGUGUGGCCGUGACGCUCGCCGCCGAGCCGGACCGCAAGGUCGUCAAGGCCGCCGUCAAGGCAGGCAAGGCCCAGGGCGCCAAGAUUCUGAGCCGCGUCAUCGAGGCCGGUGAGGCGGACAAGUGGCAGGACAAGGUGGACGAGAUGGAAGAGGAGAUUGAGGAGAUCAACGAGGAAGAGAAGGAAGAGAGGCAGCUGGCGCAGGUGGAGAUGCAGGUGCGCAAGGGUGAGAACCUGAUCAAUCACGAGGACGAAAUCAAGUCGCGGCCGCGCCGCACCUGGUUCGAGUCGGAGAAGGACAAAAAAUCGGCCAAGGAGGCGGGCCGGGCGGAACUCAAUGGCGAUAAGAAUGAGAAGAAGAAGGGUGGCGGCAAGAUGAGCAACAAGGACAAGAAGAAGGCUGAGUCGAGAGCCGAGAGGAGCGAGGCGCCGACGUGGAAGAAGGGCAAGGCGGAGAGGGCGGGCAAGGGCGCCGUGUUGGAUGUCAAGAAGCCACGGAUGCCGAAGAAGAUCAAGGCUGCGGCGGGCAAGAAGACAAAAGCGCGCGUGGGCAAGCGGAGACGCUGGCGGUUCGCAGUCCCGCGCUCGACGACACCACACCCGCAUCACCGACUCAGCCUCCUGCGCUACCUCUUCCCCCAGUCCCUCCGCGAGCGCUAUCGUGAGCGCCUGCUCGGUUUCCACCUCGAUACUCUCCCCUACUACAAGCACCGCCUCCAGUCUCGCAUCUACCAGUACAUCCUCAAGAGACAGCGAAAGCCCGGCGUCGCCGCCGCUGUUCGCACCGUCAUCCGCCGGGGCCGCGGCCUGCUCCUCGGCCCGAACCCAGGAAGCACCGGCACCCGCCCGGCGCGCUAUGCGAGGACGCGAUCCCAGCAGCACAAUAAGUCGAAGAGGAAGAUGCCUACCCUGCCAGGCUUUGGCGGCGGGCCAGGCGCAUAUGGGUCCGAUCCCGCCACAGCAGUCGGCGGCGGCAGGCGUAGGAAGCUUGCCGCCAUGGCCAACAACAUGUACCGUGCCGGUGCGACCGCGGUGAACGAAAUUCGAGAGGGCUACGCGCACAUACCCAGGGCGGGCGAGCUGACGCAGGACGACGGGCUCGGCAAGACGACGAUCCCCGGAUCCUUCCCUGACGUAGCCAUCACUGUGCAAGGGAACGACCAGAUGGUCAUCUUUCCCUCUUAUGCGAAGCGCCAUAUCAAGGGUGAAUGGGCCCAGCUACCCGAGCAGCAGCAGCAGCAACCAAACUCGCAACAGGGCACCAAGGACGAAGACUGGUGGCGACAGCAGUGGGAGCGGGACCAGGACGAGCGCGCCAUUGUCGAUGUUGACGUCCGUGGGUGGAUAUAUUCACCGCACAGGGGCCAGGUCACGCGGAGGAACCGAGUCUUGAUCGGUCUGGCGCGUCAGUUGAGCGGCAUCCCGGCGCCAAAGUCUGACGUCAAGCCGUCAAGCGGAGAGACAGGCUUUCUCGCCAUGCAUGAAUCGCACGAGGAACGACGUGAGCAAGAGAGAAUCGCCCAAAAGGCCGCCGAGAUCGAGAAGAAGGGUCAAGAAGAGAAGAGGGUGGCCUACCACGGAGGCUAUAGCGAGCCGGCUCGAGGUGACGACGGGGAGUUGAUUGGGGAUUACAACUCGAGGUCGCGAUCGCGAAGUCCCAAUCCUACGCUGGGAUCCGCGCCAGGCUCUCCGCAAUCUGUGGCAAGGCAGUACACUACCAGCAAUGAACUUACAGACGCAGAGCUGGCAGUGGCUAAUGCGAACCUCAUGGCGAGGAUAGCGCCAUUCAUGACGACGCCCUUGGUGGAGCAGCCAAUCACCAUUUUCUUCUAUAACGACGAGCACUCAGCAUCAAGAACGGUCGAGACGAACGAGGCAGGUCACUUCAUGGUCAGGGCGGCUCUCGAGUUUGUCCCUACGCAUGUUCGCGUCUUGGCAAACGAAAACCUUUCAGCAACCCAAGAAAUCAAGAUCAUAGAGCCCAAAGGCGUCAGUCUAAUUAGCGACAUUGAUGACACAGUCAAGCGCUCCAACAUCUCGGGCGGCGCCAAAGAGAUCUUUCGAAAUACAUUUAUCCGAGAGCUCCGCGAUCUGACCGUCGAAGGCGUGAAGGAAUGGUACGGGAAGAUGCAUCACAUGGGUGUGAGCAUACACUACUGCUCAAACAGCCCCUGGCAACUGUUUCCCGUGCUGGCAAGCUUUUUCAUGAUUGCUGGUCUGCCGCCGGGAUCCCUCCACCUCAAGCAGUACAGCGGCAUGCUCCAGGGCAUUUUUGAACCUGUCGCCGAGAGGAAGCGCAGCACGCUCUGCAGGCUGUUGAAGGACUUCCCCGAGCGCAAAUUCAUGCUUGUUGGUGACAGCGGCGAAGCCGACCUUGAGGUCUACACCGAGCUUGUUGUCUCUCACCCAGACCGCAUCCUUGCCGUGUUCAUCAGGGAUGUCACUACCCCAGAACAGACCGGCUUCUUUGACUCGUCGUUCGGCAGGGGCAACAUAUCGCGGAGGGCAACUGCAGACGAUGAGCCUCAUCAACGGCCGGCGUUGCCGCCGCGCGGUGAGACAUCAAAAACGACGGGUCCGACGAUGGGGGAUCUCAUCGACUUCUCCGACGAACCAGAGUCCACAGCAGCGAACAACACCGCUAAGGUCUCGCAGCUACAAGCUGACCGCCAACCGAGGCACUCGGCGAGCACGACCGACCUUCUUACGCGACAGGCACCACCUCGACCGGUCAAGCCAGCGUCAUUACGAAGCUCUCCGUCCGAUGAGAAAGCACAAACGUUGGGCGCAGACCUAAGGCUGCAAAACUCAAAGGGCAUUCCGACGCCUCCCCUGCCCCGUAAGAAGGUGCCUGGAGACCGGCCCACAGCCCAUCCCCUAUCCCAAACACACAAUCUCUCGCAGCAAACAUUAGGCAGCACGAGCAGCCUUCCCAAUAACGCCAGGCUUCCAGCUUCUACCCGCACGAGUGACUCCUCCAUUCGUUCCGGCCGCACUGCGCCGCCGCCGCCUCCACCGCCACGCCGCCGCGACACCCCCUCCAGCAUCCGCAGCACCAGCCCCCGCUCAGUCGCCCCCGGUCGUCAGCGCCCAGCCGCCGACGAAGACGUGGACUUUGAUCCCCUUCCAUCCUCGUCGUUUGUGCCGCCGCCUGUCGGCCCCCGGCGCACAAACACGCAGUCGACGAGUGGCACGCCAUCGGGCUCACCACCCCUUGGCGCCACGGCUGUCAACAAGAAGGUCGAACUAUGGAACCGCCGCUUACAGCGGGCACACGAAACGCUGACCGCACACGGAGUGAGGUUAUACACGUGGCGGCGUGGUGACGAUGUCGUUGCUGAGGCCGUCGGGCUCGUGGAGCAGGCGACGAGAGGGUCCGGGGGUGGAGAGAAGGAUGCCAGGACCGAGGGGCGGCGGUUCGAGGAGAAGCUCAAGAGAGAAAAGGACCGGGAGGAGAGAUAUCAUCAGAACCAGUACUGA